Messenger RNA from Chionomys nivalis (European snow vole), 2760 nucleotides. RefSeq names its product small ubiquitin like modifier 3 (gene Sumo3). Gene Ontology annotation, cellular component: nucleus. Lineage: Eukaryota; Metazoa; Chordata; Mammalia; Rodentia; Cricetidae. The coding region runs from base 176 to 508 and encodes 110 amino acids. Gene Ontology annotation, molecular function: ubiquitin-like protein ligase binding; protein tag activity. The record is from RefSeq and is a predicted model, not a curated record. The transcript has 4 exons. Gene Ontology annotation, biological process: protein sumoylation.
UGCACGCGCGCCGCCACGUGACGCUGUGCGGCCAACCGGCGCGCCAGGAUUUGGGGAUAAAGCGCGGCCCCGCGACAGUUGCGGCGGGAGAGCGGCGGGGCAGAGAGCGUGACUCGCCUGCUCCAGUGCCACUGGUUCUCGCUGUGCUUCCCGCCGCCGCCGCCGCCGCGCAACCAUGUCGGAAGAGAAGCCCAAGGAGGGAGUGAAGACAGAGAAUGACCACAUCAACCUGAAAGUGGCGGGACAGGAUGGCUCAGUGGUGCAGUUCAAGAUCAAGAGGCACACACCACUGAGCAAGCUGAUGAAGGCCUACUGCGAGAGGCAGGGCUUAUCAAUGAGGCAGAUUCGAUUCCGGUUUGAUGGACAACCAAUCAAUGAAACAGACACGCCAGCCCAGCUGGAGAUGGAGGAUGAGGACACCAUUGACGUAUUCCAGCAGCAGACAGGAGGAACAGCUUCCCGAGGGACCGUCCCCACACCCGAUCAUUGUCUUGACAUCUGCUAUUGAAUGGUGACCAUGCAGCCACACCAAUCACAGAAGCGUCAGCAGAAGCCAGAGUCCCUGACUGGUUCUCCUUUUCUGAUGUGCUUGGAGCGGACUACAGACAUGAUGCAGGGAUGAAAGUGUUGUGUAGCGCAUUGCCUUUAGUGGAAACGAGAGCAAGGUUUUGGGAUUUGUUUAUGUUUUCAUUUCUGCUUCCUCCCAUCCCUAAAAUAUUUUUCCCCAAAACUUGGAGCUGGGUGUGGACUCAGCCUGCCACCUGACUCUGACCCCCAGAACUGUGGUUGCUUUUAGAGUGAUUUGCCCUGGUCAAGGAGAGAGCUGGUGGUCCCGUUUCCCAUGGGCUUGCCUAUGGGAUGUUGAGAUGGGAGAGAGGGACAGAAUUGUUGUAGGUAUAGAAUAUUAAAACAUUGAAAUACUAUCAGCUUGAGCUUUGUCAAAUGGUAAAGUUAAAGGGAAAAGACCAUUGGAAGGAGUCCUUAUGUACUGUGACCCAACUUCUCCUGACAUGCCCCCUUUCUACUUGGCAUCUGGUAAUGGGUACAUGGGCAGGGUUGGUAAGGUGGGACCCACUCUCUUUCCUUGUUAUAAUAUAGAAGAAAGUAACUGCCAUGUCUCAUUUGGAAAUUGAAUGUGGCCUCAGAUUAUUUUCUAGUCUUGGUUCCAAUGCAUAAUUAUGGUUUCUGUGUAAGAAGGUAAUUGGUUAAGUAUCAAGCUUACAGUGAUGCUGUGUAAGACCUGCUUUAAAGUGUGGUUGCCAAAGAAAGCCCGGGAGAGGUGACCUCAUUCUCAUGGAUUAUGCUCUGCGGCUUUCCAGAUGUGUAUUCAAAUGAUGCAUCAGUGGGUGACUUCAGUCCUGCAUUGUGGGGUCUAUACCGGUUAGAUGUGGAUCGUCCUGCCUGUCAUCCUUGUGUAAGGGUCCAUUGCUGCUUGAUGGCCAUCUCUGCCUUUCAUAGUCACCUGACACUGACCUACCAUCUCUCGCUUGCUUAAAAUCCCGAGGAAAAUGUUGUUGUUUCCUGUUUCGCUGCGUGGGCUUGGGUGGGAUGUCUGUUGGCUCUGUUGUGUUUAUCCAGUUUGUACAUUAUUUGUUGUCCUUUACUACUGUAAACAGUAAAUAUAGUUUGGUAUUCUGUCUCUUGGUUUACCUUAAACACUGUAUUUGGAGACUGCGUACGUAUGUCACAGCUCACUAUUGACAGUUUGUCCAGUGAGGCCCUUCAGACACAGAGAACCCAGGUGACUUUGGGGGUUGAACAGCCCUUUCACAGGGGUUGCAUAUCAGAUAUCCUGCAUAUCAGAUAUUCAUGAUUCAUAACAGUAGCAAUGUUAUAGUAAAUGAAGUAGCAACGAAAGUAAUUUUAUGGUCAGGGUCACUACAACAUGAGGAAUUGUAUUAAAGGGUUGCAGUGUUAGGAAAGUUGAGAACCACUGGGUUAGAGUAAGGUUUUUGUUUUCCUGAUUUUUUUGAGACAGGAUUUUUCUGUGUUAACAGCUCUGGCUGUCUUGAAACUCACUUUGUAGACAAGGCUGGCCUUGAACUCACAGAGGUCCACCUGUGCCUCCAGAGUGGAGUAAGGUGUUUUUAAAGACCAAAACUACAACCAGGGGCUGGAGAGAUUGCUCAGUGGUUAAGAGCAUUGCCUGCUCUUCCAAAGGUCCUGAGUUCAAUUCCCAGCAACCACAUGGUGGCUCACAACCAUCUGUAACGAGGUCUGUGCCCUCUUCUGGUCUACAAACACACACAGACAGAAUAUUGUAUACAUAAUAAAUAAAUAUUAAAAAAAACCCAAAAAACAAAAACUACAUCUAGGUAUCUCAGUCAGCGGCAACAGAGGAAAGCUCUGUGUGAGUAAGCAGUUCAAAAGCAGGUAGCUGGAGGAGGUUCUGCACACGCUCUAACUGAAGCUAAGGUAGCUGGAGGAGGUUCUGCACACGCUCUAACAAAGCUAAGGUAGCUGGAGGAGGUUCUGCACAGCUCUAAUGAAGCUAAGGUAGCUGGAGGAGGAGGAGGUUCUGCACAGCUCUAAUGAAGCUAAGGUAGCUGGAGGAGGAGGAGGUUCUGCACACGCUCUAACAAAGCUAAGGUAGCUGGGGCAUCUUGAGUAAUUGUCCACAAGGCUCCCUAUCAAGGAGAUCAGAUUCUAUUUCAACCUGAACCAGCUUCAGCAUAAUACAAGAUGGAGGAAACCGCACCGCCUUGUCCUGUCACUGGGUGCGACAUGAAUAGUUGCCAGCUGAGUUUCUGAUACGGUCCU